AAAACCUCCCGUCGCCAACGAGGAAGCGCUCCCUCAUACAAGACAGUUUUUACUUUCAUUUUGCAUCGCGAGGCGAAUUUAUCGUCUCUUUUAUUUGAACAAAUUUCGGAAACGUUUUUGACCGUCUGAAGGUGAAGUCAUGAAGGCCUUUAUCUGCACUGUUCUGGUGGGUCUGCUCUGCCUCCCGGAGCCUUCACGGACCACAGAACAUCCACCCAAGGUUCAGGUGUACAGCCGUAACCCGGGACAGUUCGAUAAGCCCAACGUUUUCAUCUGCCAUGCGAGCGGCUUCCACCCCCCGGAAAUCCGCAUUGAGCUGCUCAAGAACGGAGGGGAAAUACCUGGCGCCAAGCAGACCGACCUGGCCUUCGAGGAGACCUGGUACUACCACCUGACCAAACACGUACCCUUCACUCCACAGAAAGGAGAGCUGUUUUCUUGCAGAGUGACUCACAUGGGAAAGUCCAAGACAUACAACUGGGAAGCAGAUGUGUAAUUCCUAUGCUCCACCUUUGCUCCAGGUCUGCUCAGUCUCAAGAAGGUGAAGAAGAUUGGAACAUUUUGUCUAUACUCGCUGGGUUUACUCGCGAAAGUUUGAGCAUCAGAAAAUGAGAGGAAAGACGGCCCUUAAAAACCCAGCUGGCUUUUUCUGGAUCAGAAAGUCCAAAUGGCAGUGGAGCCUCAUUAGUUUGCUGUGAAAAAGGCAGCAACACUCCAAAACAACAAGCCUUAAAUUACAAGAUGAUAUGUUUCAUAAUGAAAACUAGGAAAAAAUAAAUAAACACAAUGAAUUACUAAUUGAUGCUCCUCACCCAGUUUUCUCUCCCUGUAUUAUUUGACCUGUGGUAAAUGCGUUCACACUAGUCGUUUUGUGUCCUGGCAAAAAAAGGAUUUUUAACUAUGAAUAUUUAGUCCAUGUAUGAAGAAAAUGUUUUCUGGGUUGCAGUAGAUUUCUUUGUUACGGCAAAACUGAGUGUGCCACCCUGUAUCCAGUUUAUUUAACACAGACCUGCUCUAUCAUUGUGAUAUUAAGUCCUAAUGGCCGACACCUAAUAAUGUGGACAUCCGUGGAUAUGACAUUUACUGUGACAGACAGCUCAACGUAGUCAUGUCAACAACAUGGCAGUAUUACAAAAAAACAAGUGCAAUGAUUAGUAAUGAAACACUGAGCCACAGUGUGCAACAAGUUCUGAGUAUAUAAGGUACAGGGUAAGUGAUCACCAAUAAAAUCAUGUAAAUGUAUGAGGGCCUGCUCUUAAUUAAUUAAUUCUCCAAACAAAAUAUUAAAUUAGAAUUUCAGUUACUUUAAAUGAUGGAUUUUUAGCACCUGCUGUCAGAUACAGUGGCUCAUGGCUCGCAGGAAGUGUCCUGUCAGCUGAGUACAAAUUUUACCGCUCUGAGGAGUCAUUGGAUUUAAUAUUCAUAUGAAAAAUAUUGCUUUGUGGAGCUUUACCUUUUGUUUUGGGGUUUUUUGGGGGGGGGGGGGGUUUCGGUGAUGAUUUGAAAUAUAAACGUUUGCAUACUCUGAUUCUUAAUCUUACCUCUUCUCAUGAGUUAUAAUUCACAUAAAAGGAAACUAAAUAGUUCUUUAACUUUCACUGUGCACAGAUUAGCUCAUUAAAUAGAAGGAGAGGGUUAAGUUUAUGAUUUUUUUUAGUGGGGAUUUAUUGUACAGAGUGAUUCUAAGCUACAGCACUUACCUUUGUUUUUUUUUUUCUGGUUUGCUGUAUACAUGUAGAUUUGUGCCUGACAGCACCUGUCCAGCUCAUAUCGACUGUAAACUUAUUUUUACAUUGAUUUUCUGUGAUUACAUUGUUUAUGGCUCUUCAGAUUAAAUUUAUUUGGAAAUAAA
This is a messenger RNA of Toxotes jaculatrix (banded archerfish), 1852 nucleotides long. Its product is annotated as beta-2-microglobulin-like. The coding region runs from base 140 to 496 and encodes 118 amino acids. NCBI's taxonomy places the organism in Eukaryota, Metazoa, Chordata, Actinopteri, Toxotidae. The record is from RefSeq and is a predicted model, not a curated record. The transcript is spliced from 4 exons. Gene Ontology annotation, biological process: peptide antigen assembly with MHC class II protein complex; antigen processing and presentation of exogenous peptide antigen via MHC class II; immunoglobulin production involved in immunoglobulin-mediated immune response. Gene Ontology annotation, cellular component: MHC class II protein complex. Gene Ontology annotation, molecular function: MHC class II protein complex binding.